AUGAGCACCAGUCAAAACAAGAAACACACUACGACUUCAAGCAAGAUCAUUACUGACACUACCAUCACCACUGGUGCUUCCACAACCUCUAGUACUAAGACACCUGCUGAAAAGUUGUCGCGCCCCUCUCAUCUCACUUCCACUCCGGACUCAACUCAACGCACAAAGAAAGUGAGCUCUCGACGCGCUACAACUACUACAGCUGAGGUCAAAACCUCCUUCCCUGACUCUGACACCGAGCCCAGUGACAUCUCUACUGCAUCUUCUUCUUCGUCGUCCUCCUCUGCCAUGGCAAAUAGCCAGAUACCUUCGGAAAUGCAGUCCUCCGUGACCAGUGAGUACCGUGUCUCUUCCACCUCAGUCGAACUGCCUCCCACUUCAUUAGACGAUACCUCCACCCCAACAAAUGAUGUGAAAGCAGAGUUAGGAGAGAAGGAGAAGGGAGCAGAAAGUGAAAGAUCCAUUGAUUCGACAAACUCCAAUGCGGCGACAACAGGGGAGGACACAGGCACCAAUUUAAUUGUCAACUACUUGCCACAGAAUAUGACUCAAGAAGAAAUAAAAAGUCUCUUCUCCAGCAUAGGUGAGGUGGAGAGCUGCAAACUCAUCCGUGAUAAGUCUACAUGCCAAAACCUUGGAUAUGGCUUCGUUAAUUAUGCAAAUGCCAAAGAUGCGGAGAGGGCGAUUAAUACGUUGAAUGGACUUCGUCUGCAAAAUAAAACAAUUAAAGUUUCCCUGGCUCGUCCGAGUUCUGAAUCCAUAAAAGGCGCCAAUCUAUACAUAUCCGGACUUCCGAAAUCCUACACACAGCAGGAAAUGGAGAAGCUAUUCGCAUGCUGUGGGAAAAUUAUCACCUCACGCAUCCUUUACGACAACAAUACUGGUCUCUCAAGGGGUGUCGGUUUCAUCCGCUUCGACCGUCGCAGUGAAGCAGAGCACGCGAUUCGUCACUUGAACGGCGCGGUCCCACCCGGUUUUACGGAGCCAAUCACAGUAAAGCUCGCAAACUCACCUUCUGGAGGUGGCGGCAGCUCUGUCUCGAACCAUGCAUCUCUCAUCAAUCCCGUAAUUCACCAACAUCAUCAGCAGCAUCACCAAGGCCUCCUCCUUGCUGCUGCCGCUGCUGCUGCCGCAGCAGCAGUGGCAGCUGGAUCGGCGGAGGUCAAAGCCCCCUUGCCUCCUCCCCCUCCACCACCGCCACCGCCACCUCCGCCGCAUUCCACCCAGCCUCCCUCCGCCAUGGCUUUCAUGCACCAGCCCGACUCGGGCUCCAAAAGAACAAGGCACCGCUUGAGGCAGUGA
Hydatigera taeniaeformis is the source of this 1302-nucleotide messenger RNA. The record is from the annotation of a GenBank genome assembly. Lineage: Eukaryota; Metazoa; Platyhelminthes; Cestoda; Cyclophyllidea; Taeniidae.